AUGGAUUCUCCGCCGGAGUGUGUGUUGUCUCUUUCUUGUGAGCAGCCCCAGUCUCCCCCAACACUGCCAUCCCUUGACCACAGCCCCCAGGCCUCUUCUCCUCACACCCAGCUCUCUCUACCUGACAGCCCUGUAGUCCUGCCAAUCCACAGCCCCGAACCUUCACCCCAGAGCCCCGACACCACGCCUUAUUUCCCCCUCUCUCCCUUCCCCCUCCACGAGGACAACAACCACGACGUUGAUGAAGAAGACGAAGAGGAUGCUCUGGAUGGAGUUCCUCCGUCCCCGACCCCGGCGGUGGCUCUCUUUCCAGGAGGAGGGGGACCAGAAGCUGGAUGCAGCCCUUGUUUGGACUCCUCUCCACCAGCCACACCGUCAGCACCACUGCUUGGGUUUGGAGCCCUGGAGCUGGCCCUCUCAUCCGGGCAGAGUGGUAACUGCAACGACGAGCUAGACCUUCAGCUGUUCCAGAAAGAUACUGUGACCAGGGCGAUACCUGGAGCGGGAGGGGCUUCUCCGGGACCUGCACUUAGGUUUCCCUGUCACGUGUGCGGAAAGAGAUUCCGAUUCCAAAGUAUUUUGUCUCUUCAUGCUCGAGCUCACAGUCUGGACCGAGAUCGCCGAGCUACAGCCCUAUACCGGACUGGACUCCCCUCUGCACCCCUAAAGCACCACCUGAAAGUCCAACAGAACCACAAAGACUUAAUUCAGAAUCACCGAAGUGGGCCAAACCAGCGUAUACUACCAGGGACUCUCAUCCAGCACCUCACAGAAGACGAGGAUGUUGACGGUGAGGUCAAAGGUCUAGAUGACGGCCUACAGUCAGACCACAACCCAAACUUUUUAUUGGAUGACAGCACACCAUUGACCCCUCCACUUACAGAGGACCCUGUUUCUGUGACCCCUCCUUGUUCUUCUAGCAUUGCGGAGGGUGCGUCUACUCCCAUAGCGCCUACGUUUCGCUGCCACGCCUGCAAAGGAAAAUUCCGCACGGCCUCGGAGUUGGCUCGCCACGUCCGCAUUCUCCACAACCCAUAUAAAUGCACUCUUUGUCCUUUCUCUGCCAGCCAAGAAGAGAGCCUGGCAUCCCACUUGCAGGAGUGCCACCCUUCCCCUGAGGUACCUGCUCUGCAACCGGCCUUCAACUCCAGGCCAGUCAUUGCAACCCCUGACACUCCUGUGCCCACACCGACCCAUACCCCAGCCCCGACCCCAAGUACCCCACAGGUGACAGCAGCAGCUACGACAGCUGCGUCUGUCACACUGCCAGCAUUUCGCUGCGAAACUUGUGGACAGCGGUUUACCCAAUCUUGGUUCUUGAAGGGACACAUGCGAAAGCACAAGGACUCCUUGGACCAUAAGUGCCAAGUAUGUGGCCGUGGCUUCAAAGAGCCUUGGUUCCUCAAAAACCACAUGAAAGUACAUCUCAACAAGCUUGGGCUGAAGGCCGGGCUGGGAACCCUUGGGGGACCAGGAGGUGCAGACCAGCAAGCCAAGGGCUCUGCUAGUAAUCAGUCUCUCAACGCCCUCUAUUCAAGCCUCCUUCUGGCUCAGCAAAGAGGUGGCAGAGGUGGGCAAGGAAGAUCAGAGAGAGAAGCAGGAGGCAGAAUGGGGAUGGGCUCAAGCAAGUCAGCCAUUCUGGGAUACCUCGGGUUGCCCAGUGAUGGCAGUGGGGCCAGCUGCAUGGAGAGACUUCAAGCAGUGGCUCAAGUGGCAGAAAUGGGAAAUGGUGGUGGUGGCGGCAUUGGCGGCUCAGGAGGAGGGGAUGCAGGACGAGGAGGGGGAGCAAGUAGAGGAGGGGGCACAGGUGAAACCACCGCAUCUAUUUCAGAAGGAGGGGACCAGGCGACUUGGUGGCAGCUGGUGGCUCGCAGCCUGGCAGUGGCUCAGCAGCAGCAGCAGCAGCAGCAGCAGCAGCAGCAGAGGCCCCACCAGCGAGGCCAACAAGGCCAACGAGGCCAAGGUAGGAGCUCGGUGAUCACGGAGGCCGACCAAGUCAGAGCCUACCUCGGAGGCCUAGACCCGAGAGAUGAGUCUGGCGGAGUGGGAGGGCCAUGGGAAUGCCCAGACUGCGGAAAGCUAUUCCGCAGCCUGCAGCAGGUGGUCGUUCAUGCUCGCGUUCACACUCAGAGGCCCCAGAAAGGAGGCGGCAACGAAGAGGAGGGGAGCGGCAGCCGUAGAGGAGCUGGGCUAGGAAGAGGAGUCGGCAGUGAAGUGAGACAGGAAUCUCAGCUACAUGGUGGUGGAUCCCAACAAACGGGAGAAGUGAGACCGGAAUCAAAAUUGCACGGCGGAGGAUCAGCAGGAGCAGCUACGGGGUUUCACUCCGUCAUCUCAAGCUUCAAAGGAGAAAAUGGUUUGACAGCAGUCUCCUCCAUACCUUCAGUUCCCACCAGGGAGCGAGUGCGUGGUAGAGGGAUAAAAGACUGCCCCUACUGUGGUAAAGCCUUCCGCUCUUCACACCAUCUCAAAGUGCACCUGAGAGUUCACACAGGUGAGAGACCCUACAAAUGUCCCCACUGUGACUAUGCGGGUACCCAGUCAGGCUCACUGAAGUACCACCUCCAGCGGCACCACAGGGAGCAACGUAACGCCUUGUCAGCCUCCUCCAACUCCUCCUCCAGUGGUCUCACCUCCACUAUCAACAGUUUGACCUCUGGAUCCUCUGGGAUGGCCAAGCAGCGCAGAUCCCAGCUCAACCACUGCCCGGUCAACCGUGGCCCGACCGACGCCCCCGCGUCUCGGCCCAGCCAGCAGUCCUGGCUCUUGGGGCUUCCAGAUCAGCGGGAGCAUCGGAAGGCCUUGGCGGCUUUAAGGGAUGUCGACUUGGAGACCCAGUACAGGUAUCUAUCCGGGGUGAUGGGGGCCCUUUACCAAGGUGGAAUGGAAGGAGGCUGGAUCAGGGAGUCCCCCCCACCAAAGGCCCCUAAAGUGUCCCGUCGAAAGCCCCUCACCACGAGCCGAAUGGUUCAGCCGUCAAGCGACAAGGACGGACCUGCACCUCCAACUCAAGAAGGCGGUUUUGAACCCCUGGAUCUGUCUCGCCGCCCCUCACCUGGCCUUGGAGGAAUGGAGGAGGACGGAAGCAUGAGUGUCGGGGAGGGAGGAGGAGGGGAUAGUUCAGGGGUGAAGCUGAGCCAGUGUUUGUUCUGCCCUUUCCGUACGUCCUCAGCAGAGCUCAUGGCCAUGCACCUGCAGGUCAACCACACCAGUAAGUCAAGGCGCAAAAGAGCCCCUUCCACCACCUUGGAGGAUGAUGGCGCCCCAAAGGCCGCCAAGCCCAGGGUGGAUCCGUCUGACCUGGACUCUCUGACAAUAUGGAGGCAUGCGACCGAGGCAGAGUCCCAAGCAACGUUGGGGGAAUGGUCAUCAACGCAGGUCAAGACCCUGAACGGCCUAUCCGAAGACGCAGACGGCCAUCUGGACGACAUCCUCGACCACCCAGAUGUGGCCUCGGUAUCCAAGAAUGUAAGAGACGAACUGGCACUCAAGGGAAAGAUGGAGGGGGAGGAGGAGGAGGAGCAAGAGGAGGAGAUGGAAGAGAAUCUGGAGAGCAGCAGUCUGGAGGACUCAGAGGACCAGGAUCUGAGGAUGUCGCUCGCUCUUUCACCAGCUCUGAGCUCUGGCCACAUGGUGGGAGAGGAGGAAAGAGUCUUAACAGAUUAAAAUUCUUUGGGAUGACGCCAUUAAAAUUUGGAGAGUUGGGUUCAAUGUUUUCAGCUACAUUUGACACAGAAGUGAAGAAGGCGGCAGGAAGACAACAGAGGAUUCUUAACUCAACAACAUCACAGCUGUUAUUUUCCCUCCUUCCGACAUUAUUCGUCUACUUCGGUUCGGACAGCGUGGUCGCACCGCAACAUAAACUUCCUGUACAAAAGAGCAUAGAUUAAUCUUUUCAGGAUUUUGUGGGCCACUUUUAUUAUCUUUUUUUUUCCCUCCAAGCUUCACUCACAAGACAGAUGAUUUUUAAGGUAUUUGAUAAAUGAAAUGUUUAAGAUCUCGGGCAUCAAUCCUCAUGCGAUUAUUCCUCACAAGUAAUGGACUGUUUAUCUCAGACUGCUAUCCUGACCGAGCCACGGAGAGAUGCUCCUCUUCUGCUCAAUGAACAGUUUGAAACUACGAGUUCCUCCUCAGCCCACAGAGAUGUAGAGGAGAGCUGUGAACCUCAGCUAAGCUAUUUGGUAUUAAUUUAAGGCAUGAGGUAACGCGUGCUUUCCCUCAACUAUAUAUCACUGCCUUGUUUGUCUGAAAAGUGUUUCUGAUUGUCCUGAACAAAACUGAAAGAAACGUUUGUAACAUUUUUUUUUUCUUUUUCAGUUAGUGCCUGUUUAUGUGCGUUGUCAAGAGAGUCUCCGGUUAAUUUCUGCGCAUUGAGGCUCCGAUAGGUCGUUCAUUUUAUCUGAAUAUACAGUUUAAAACAAUUUAAGUACAGUAUAUUUGUUAAAAGUGGUUCUCUAGGGUGUUGUGAAUAGUUAAGUUGUAAAAGAAAUGUCCUUAACAGACGGCAGACGUUUGUGGCUCGGCUUAAAAAAGAAAAAAAUAAGUAUCGCAAGGAUGAUAAGCUGAGUGUUAAAAAAAACUUGGUCACAGGUCAAAAUUCAGUGUUUACAAUGACGCCGAAUGCGUGUUAGGGUUGCUGAGGCAACGUAGAUGCGCGGAAAAGAACAAAACUCGUCUGUUUGAGGGCUGUCGGGACGUCUCCAGAGCCCCCGAACGCAAUCAACUGACACACCCUUCUUAAAGAGACAGAGACUUAGCAACUGUGUCAAAAAAAGGAACAAUCUCUCCAGUCAGAGAGAAAGGUAGAGAGUGAAAAAGAAAGCGGGACCCCUGCCGAACGGGACUAAAUCUGAGAAACAAACUGUACUCUUUGGGGGUAUUGUGUCUUCUAGAUGAGUAGAUUCCCUCUCUUCUUCUUUUUUUAUAAAGAAAAGAAAAGACAAUGGUAGGAGUAAUUAUUAAAAACACUAACAAAUGCAUAGACAUCCCAGUAGAAUAUGUGUAGCUUUUGUAAAGACGAAGAAAAAAAAAAGCAGCAGACUUUUGUUUAUUUUCAUUUCAAGAUGCUUACAGAAAAAGGUUAUCAAUAUAGGUAAUAUUGAUUAUAAUGUUUGUGAGCUAAGACUAGUUGGAAUGUCUAUACAGAGCACUGUGCAAGGUUUUGAGUUCCCAAAGUAGUUGUUUUUUAUUUUGACUUUAUCAAUAGACCAAACGUUUUUUCAAUGGAAGUCGUCACUUUUAUGUUUUUUAAAUGUGUAAAAAGCUGUGGUUUUGAUAGAUUUACCCCAUCGAUCACGUCAAAAACAUCCACCAACCACCGAACUGGUUGUUAAAGAAAAGUUCGUUGUGUAAACAUCCGACACUUCUACUGCUACAAAUGAAAAACAAUCAUGAAGAAAAAUAUGAAUGUGAGGCAGUAAUAUCCCAUCACACUGGCUUAACAACCACUAUUUAUCUCCUCUAGACUACUUUUUGAUGGGGUAUUCUACGAUCGCAGCCACACCUUAAUGUGCAUUAAUGUGUUUCAGUUCCUUUUUUUAGAGCACCUUAUGAGUUUUGUAGUGAAAGUCCCUUAGUGGUGUCUCCUUAACAACUACUGUCAAUGCCAUCGUGCCUUCUGUUUCAAGCACUUCCUGGUGUAUUUUGUAAAACUCACCAAAAGCACUUAGCCUAUAUCUACACACUCUUUCUUCCUCUCUCUCUCUCUUUCUCUCUCUCUGCCCUUCCACUUCACCUCCUCUUCCUCUUCUCCUUCAUCACCUCGGCCCAUUUCCUUAAUCUUUUUCUCGUGUCUUUACCUUCUGACCCCGCUCUCUCCCGGGGGGGAAGUGGUUUUCAUACUGGAUUUGUCUCUACUGUUCAGGCCCGUUCGGCCUUAAACAAGGUCACUAGGCCUUCUUAUUAUUAUUAUUAUUAUUAUUAUUAUUAUUAUUAUGACACUCUAGCAUGGCUAGACUCUUGAAAGAAUGGACUACCUAACCUUUAGGCGAGUAAAAAUCAUAAUAGAUGUAGGGUUGUGGUAUUAAUACUAACCCUUUGUGAACCAAAGCCCAAGUCCUAGUCCAAUUAAUGUUAUAUUUAAAGGUGCCAAAACAUGUCUGAGAUGACACUAAAACAUGUAUAAACUUGAGAAAACAAGAUAAUAAUUCACCUCUCUUUCUUUCACCCACCCACCCUCCUUCUUCUUCUCUCUCUCUCUCUCUCUCUAAAGCUUGCUCUUCCUCCAUGUCGCUCUCUCGUCCGUAAACUGUCUAUCUAUCUCCAGCACCACUUGAAGGUGACGUGUACUAUCUGGUAUUGAGGCCUUUAUUAGAUUUUGAUUUCAGUUCGUGUGGUGUUUGUUCAAUGCCGUUGAGAUGGAAAAAUGCUCUUCUUAUAAUGAUAAUUAUUAUUGUUUUGGCAUUAUGGUUAAAAAAAACAAACAAAAGAGACAAAAAAACAAACAAACAAGAGAAAUGUGUUGUUGAAUGUUGUACAGAUAGCACUAGCGAUGUUGUGUUUUUUUAAAGAGAGCACAAACCCGAGCGAUGGUCCCUUCGACUCCUCCCACAGGCAGAUGGGAAUAAAACAGCCUGCCAAUCAAUCUACAUGUCUAAUGACUAAAAAUGUCCUCGGCGAUGACGGAUUUUCAAAACAAACCCUUUUGUCUGAGUAGCGUUCUUCUAUGGAGAUUUGAAUGUAAAAAGGCAGCCUUUGACUCAAACUCCAGUCCCAAAUUUAUUGCACAGAAAACAAAUAAAGCAGCACUUGAGCCAAUAUUUCUACUCUUUUGAAGGUAUAGUUUGUGCAUCUGGUUCACAACAAACGCAAAGAGAGUUUUUGCCCCGUUUGAGACAUGCCAACGUAGGUACCAAUCAUGUUUUUUUCCACCAUUUACAUUCGGCCGAAAUACCCACUAUUGCUGCUUUGUACUCCUUGUAAAAGUCCAAAAUAUCUUGAAAAACAAAUGUCGUUGAGUCAGGGUUCAUAACAUUAUUUGGAGAUACAAAGUUUGAAUUUCACCAAACUGUGUCUGGAUGACUGCAGCCGUUUGAACCUCCCAAAAAACUGAUUUUAUUGUGAUUUAACAGCAAUAAAUGGAUCACAAGUACGCCGAAUUAACUAUAUAUUGACGUAGAUCUGUAAAAAGUCAGAAUUUACACUUUGUCACGUCUGUUUGCAAGCCGACAAGCAAACAACUUUAAAAACGCUUGUUUUCUUAAUGGAAUUCUGAAAGGAAUCUUAUAUCUUAUGCUCUGUGUAAAUUUGCAUCGUUGCAUUGACUUUCUAAUCGUUCUGUGUGGAAAAGUUCACUUUGCUUUUACUCACUAUAAGAGUUAAACAAACACAUGGGUGUCUUCAACACAGGAUGAGUAGAAGCUUCUCUGAAAACUGGUAAAAGACAUAUUUACAUUUCUCCAAAAAUGGACGGUUGGUCUAUUUAAACCAUCUGUUACAUUAAAAAAAUGUGCUUAUAAAGUAACUCAUUUUGCUUAAGUAUUCAGAUCCUUUAUUUAGGUAAAAAGAAUACAAAUACUACAAUGAAGAUACACUGUAAAAGAAAAAAAAAAAGAAUUUUCCAGAAAUUUACUGAAUUAUUAUACAGGGUUUUUCUUGUUUGUGCAAUGCCAUAAAGGAUCAUAUCUUCUUUUUUUUUUUUUAAGUAUUAUUCAAUUGCUUAAUAGUCUUGAAUGUUAAAUUUCAGUGAAUUCUAUGUAAAAUCCAAAAAUUACACAUCAUAUUGCUGAACUUAAAAUUAAGGCAUUUUUCUGUUUUCUUACUAUAAAAAAAUAUGUAAAAAGACAUCACUUAAAAACACCGUCAGUUAUUCUAUAGAAAAAUGUUUUUUAAAACACAGAUAUUUACUGUUUUGUGUAUUGUUAAAGAAAUUAUCUGUUAAAUAACUUUUUACCGUUUUUUUACAACUUUUUUUUUUACAGCGUACUCCAGAGUCUUUUGACUUACUUAAGUAAAGGUAUGAUCAGCAAAAUGCACUUUUGUGGUAAAAGUGUGCAGUAAAAUGUUCUCUGUCAGUGUUUUACUAUUAUAAAAGAUUUUUGGACUAAUAUUAAUGCUGCAUUAAUGUGAAUGCUGCUUUUGACCGCUGUAGAUGUUCAAAGUUGUAUCAUAUUGUGAGAACUAUGUAUCCCUAAAAAGUCUUUUAAUCUUUUUAUGGUGUCAGAUAAUAAAAAAAAUUGUCUGACACAUUGGCUUAAAAGAACUCUUAAUUCUUUAGUUUAUCAGAAAAAUCACCAAAUUUGGAGAUACAUGGUUCUUAGAGGACAGGAAGGGGAUAAAAAAAUACUAAUCUGUAAAGGAACUAAAGCUGUCAGACAGAUGUAGUGAAGUAAAAGUACAAAGCAGCAUAAAAUGGAAAGACUCAAGUAAAGCACAAAUACCUUAAAUUUGUACUAAAGUGGAGAAUUUGUACAUACUUACAUUCAGAAUUAAAACUUUUUGUGUCCUACCAGCCACAAUGGAGGAGCUCCUACUCGUUCAUCCAAUAAAUCAUCCUUCAGAGUUCCCAAAAACUCAAAUGAGUCAUCCUUGAUUUUGGUUGAUUUCUCCACAAAAAAACAAACUAUGCCUUUCCACUUGCACUCAUCUGAAUACCACGUGGCUCCACUUGUGAUUUUUUUUUGAUUGCACCUUAACUCCUGAUUCUAUAUCAGAUGAUUUCACCAAAAGGACAACAUCAGUGUCCGUCGGUCCGACUGUUUGAAACGUUUGCUCAUUGUGAAAUGACAAAUCCCUGCGAGGCGAGGGGGCCGUGCUGGGUUUGGGCUCUUGUGUAGUUGACUGCCAUUGCAGUGAGGGAAAACUGAUCUAACAUAGUAGUGACUAAUAUGACUUUGUGGACAGAUUAAAAAAAAACAUAAAAAUAAAACACAUUAGAAAUAAAUAAACACAAACAAAAAUAA
Centropristis striata (black sea bass) is the source of this 8900-nucleotide messenger RNA. It is a transcript of the gene znf219, whose product is annotated as zinc finger protein 219. Bases 1 to 3666 code for a protein of 1221 amino acids. Gene Ontology annotation, cellular component: nucleus. The transcript has 3 exons. Gene Ontology annotation, molecular function: RNA polymerase II cis-regulatory region sequence-specific DNA binding; DNA-binding transcription factor activity, RNA polymerase II-specific. Gene Ontology annotation, biological process: regulation of DNA-templated transcription. NCBI's taxonomy places the organism in Eukaryota, Metazoa, Chordata, Actinopteri, Perciformes, Serranidae. The record is from RefSeq and is a predicted model, not a curated record.